GGAUUCUCUCAAAUUGCUUGAGUUAUACAAAGUUAGUAACGGAUUACAAUAGCCAACAAUAUCCACGUCGCUGCUCUGUUUCAGUAGAAACAACCUCCUCAAAGAACACUUUACAAGGAACCCAUCAAGUUGCAGAGCUGUUUCCCACUAUGCCUUCUCCCUGGUCACUACCGUGCUUAUUAAUCAAGCUGGCAUGCUUAUGGGGCCUCUGCCUGGCCCAGUAUGAGAUCAUAGGCUACCCGCCGGGUUACCCCGACCCCUCCAUCGAACACUACACGGCCCCGGUGCUGCCGCCUGAUACACCCAGGAUACAGCUGCGCCUGGCGGGGGACAAGCGCAAGCACAACGAGGGUCGGGUAGAGGUGUACUACGAGGGUGAAUGGGGCACCGUCUGCGAUGAUGAUUUCACCAUACAUAACGCGCACGUGGUGUGUCGGGAGCUUGGCUAUGUGGAAGCUGUUUCCUGGGCCCCUUCAUCAAAGUAUGGGAAAGGAGAAGGACGCGUCUGGUUUGACAACGUCCACUGUACUGGGACGGAGAAGACUCUGGCCCUCUGUGACUCGAAUGGAAUCGGAGUGUCUGACUGCAAGCACACUGAGGAUGUGGGCGUCCUAUGCAGUGACAGAAGGAUUCCAGGAUUCAAGUUUAUCAACACUUUGACGAACAAUAUAGAUAAUUUAAACAUCCAUGUGGAAGACGUCCGUAUCCGAGCGAUUCUGUCCUCGCUCCGCAAGCGCACGCCAGUGACGGAGGGCUACGUCGAGAUCAAAGAUGGCGGUCGCUGGAGGCAGAUCUGUGACGAGGAGUGGACACAGAUGAACAGCCAUGUCAUAUGCGGCAUGUUCGGCUUCCCAGGGGAGAAGAAAUACAACACCAGAGUCUACAAGAUGUUUGCUCGCAGGAGGAGGCCGAACUACUGGGACUACGCGGUGAACUGCACUGGGAGUGAGGCCCACCUCUCGGGCUGCACGUUGGGCAAGGCCCUGGCCUCCAAGGGCAACCAGACGUGCGGGCAGGGUCUUCCCGUGGUGGUCAGCUGCGUCCCAGGACGAUCCUUCGCCCCGGCUCCCAUGACGGGCUUCAGAAAGGCCUUCAGACAUGAGCAACCCCUGGUGCGUCUGAGAGGUGGUGCGGUGGUGGGGGAGGGCCGUGUGGAGGUUCUGAAGAAUGGCGAGUGGGGAACCAUCUGUGACGACAAGUGGAACCUACUGGCUGCCACCGUGGUGUGCCGGGAGCUAGGCUUUGGCAGCGCCAAGGAGGCCCUGAACGGCGGGAGGCUCGGACAAGGAAUGGGUCCCGUCCAUUUGAACGAAGUCGAGUGCACUGGCUUUGAGAAGUCCAUCACGGAGUGUUCCUUCACCAUGGACAACGAGUCUCUGGGCUGCAGUCACGAGGAGGAUGCGGGGGUGCGCUGCAACAUUCCUGCCAUGGGCUUUCAACAGAGGCUGCGUCUGAGUGGAGGCCGGAGCCCGUUUGAGGGGCGCGUGGAGGUGCAGGUGGAGAAGAACGGCUCCCUGGUGUGGGGCACGGUGUGCAGCGACGGCUGGGGCACCAUGGAGGCCAUGGUGGUGUGCCGCCAGCUGGGGCUGGGCUUCGCCAGCAGCGCCUUCCAGGAGUCGUGGUACUGGAUGGGUUUUGUGAAUGCAGACGCGGUGGUAAUGAGUGGCGUCAAGUGUUCGGGGACAGAGAUGUCAUUAUCGCACUGCCUCCACCACGGAGAAUUCCUGUCCUGUCCCCGGGGAGGAGGACGUUACGCCGCCGGCGUCUCCUGUUCUGAGACCGCCCCGGACCUGGUGCUGAACCCGCAGGUGGUGGAGGAGACCACCUACCUGGAGGACCGGCCCAUGUUCAUGCUGCAGUGUGCCUACGAGGAGAACUGCCUGGCCAGCUCGGCCAGCUCCACGCCCGCCAACUCCUUCCGGCGCCUGCUACGCUUCUCCUCGCAGAUCCACAACAACGGCCAGUCCGACUUCCGGCCCAAGCUCAACCGCGAGUCCUGGGUCUGGCACGACUGCCACAGACACUAUCACAGCAUGGAGGUCUUCACCCACUAUGACCUUUUCAGCCUGAAUGGUACCAAGGUGGCGGAAGGACACAAGGCCAGCUUUUGUCUGGAGGACUCCGAGUGUGAUGAAGGUAUCGAGAAGAGGUAUGAGUGUGCAAACUUUGGAGAUCAAGGCAUCACCCUGGGUUGCUGGGAUACGUACAGGCACGAUAUCGACUGCCAGUGGGUGGACAUCACUGAUGUCAAGCCAGGAGAUUACAUAUUCCAGGUUCAACUCAAUCCCAACUAUGAAGUUCCUGAGUCAGACUUCUCCAAUAACAUUGUGAAGUGCCGAGUUCGAUACGAUGGCCACCGCAUAUGGAUGUAUAGCUGCCACAUAGGUGGCUCCAUGAGUGCCGAAGUGGAGGACACCUUCCCUGGUCUCCUGAGUAACCAGGUGACCCACAGGUAAAAGGAGAGCGCGGUUCAACCGAAGAACGAGGGACUCCCAUCCAUCAUGCCCCCGUCACAGCCGUGAGCCUAUCCAACGCCCCCUACAACCACUACAGCCCCUUAAGUUUUUUCUCUUGAGCACUCUCGAACUCCUCAGAGACGCAAGACAUGGUACAUCUCAUCGUACAGUUUGUGGUACACCAUCCUUUAACCUCUUCAUGCAGAGCCUCCGUUACAACCUUUAUUGUCCCAAA
Engraulis encrasicolus (European anchovy) is the source of this 2691-nucleotide messenger RNA. It is a transcript of the gene loxl2b, whose product is annotated as lysyl oxidase-like 2b. Gene Ontology annotation, biological process: sprouting angiogenesis; collagen fibril organization; peptidyl-lysine oxidation. The coding region runs from base 150 to 2456 and encodes 768 amino acids. NCBI's taxonomy places the organism in Eukaryota, Metazoa, Chordata, Actinopteri, Clupeiformes, Engraulidae. The transcript has 14 exons. Gene Ontology annotation, molecular function: copper ion binding; protein-lysine 6-oxidase activity. Gene Ontology annotation, cellular component: membrane. The record is from RefSeq and is a predicted model, not a curated record.